Messenger RNA from Actinia tenebrosa (Australian red waratah sea anemone), 3289 nucleotides. Its product is annotated as replication factor C subunit 4. Gene Ontology annotation, cellular component: nucleus; DNA replication factor C complex. Gene Ontology annotation, biological process: DNA-templated DNA replication; DNA repair. The record is from RefSeq and is a predicted model, not a curated record. NCBI's taxonomy places the organism in Eukaryota, Metazoa, Cnidaria, Anthozoa, Actiniaria, Actiniidae. Gene Ontology annotation, molecular function: DNA clamp loader activity; DNA binding; ATP binding.
CAUUUGGCGGGAAAGAGGGUUUCUUCCAUCUUCCAUUUGUUGUUGCAUUGAAAACUCUAAAAAUUACUAAAAUAUUUAAACAUUUUACAUUUAAAACUUAUGCCCUAAAGACUCAGAAUAUCAAUAACAAUAUAAUUGCAUAAUGGAGGCAUUUCUCAAAGGACAGACUUCGGGGUUUACCUCCACCAAGCUGAAGAAAGCUGAAGGCCAAGGUUCUUCGAAGAAGACAUCCAUUCCUUGGGUAGAGAAAUAUCGGCCUAAAUCGAUGGAUGAAGUUGCCCAUCAAGACGAGGUUGUCAUGGUGCUGAAGAAGACCCUUGAAGGUGCUGAUCUGCCGAACCUUCUUUUCUAUGGACCCCCUGGAACUGGAAAGACUUCUACCAUACUAGCUGUAGCUAGACAACUCUAUGGACAUGACUUAUACAAAUCAAGAGUUUUAGAGCUCAAUGCUUCAGAUGAGCGUGGUAUACAGGUCGUCAGGGAAAAGGUGAAGAACUUUGCUCAAUUGUCUGCUGCUGCAUUUAGAUCAGAUGGUAAACCCUGCCCGCCAUUUAAAUUGGUGAUCCUUGAUGAGGCUGAUUCAAUGACUCCAAGUGCUCAGGCUGCACUGAGACGAACUAUGGAAAAACAAACAAAAAAUACAAGAUUUUGUCUCAUUUGUAACUAUGUCAGCAGGAUCAUUGAGCCAUUGACAUCAAGAUGCUCUAAGUUCAGGUUUAAGCCUCUAGAUUCUGGUAUACUAGAUACAAGAUUAAAGGACAUUUGUGACAAAGAGCAAAUAAAACAUGAAGAUCAGGCCAUAGAAGAAAUAAUAAAAACAUCUGAAGGAGAUAUGAGAAAAGCAAUAACGUUCUUACAAAGUGCACACAGAUUAAAAUCAGAUGCAGGAAUAUGUGCCAAGGAUAUCAUAGACAUUGCUGGGGUAAUACCAGAUAAAAUGAUUGCCGAUUUAUUUGAAGCAUGUAGAUCUGAUUCUUAUGAAAAACUUGAGGCAACUGUCAAGGAAAUUAUUGCCGAAGGGCAUGCAGCUGCUCAAUUGAUAAGUCAGAUUCAUGAUGAUGUUAUUCAGAUGACAGACUUAAAUGACCAUCAAAAAUCAGCCAUAACAGAAAAAUUAGCUGUGGUUGACAAGUGUCUGACAGAUGGUGCUGAUGAGUACCUUCAGAUCUUAAGCCUUAGUUCGCUGAUGAUGCAACAAUUUUGCCAUGGUGGAAGUGUCUAGUCCUAAACCCCUUACAAGGUUAAAACGUUGUAAAACCAGCUUACAGUCCUUCCUGAUAGACAUCCUUUCCUUGGGCAAAUCCUAGGUGUAAAGUUUUUCACAUUCCAGACCACGUGUCAUUCCCUAUAGUAUCAUUUCUUUGUUUUUCAGGGGCAUAUGCCUAUAACGAGCUUCUCAAGUAAAACGCCUCGAUUGACGUCAUCCAAAACGUGCUUCGUCACGACGAAGCUUUUUAAGUACGUGCUAUUGAGAACGCCUGUAAAUUAUACACUUUUCUAUGCAGAUAAAAUAAAGCAAGACAAGUAAGUUGUUUUGGUAGUAACAAGAAGUGAAGUGCAAAGCUUGCCAAAGAUUUUGGUACGCAAAGUACAAACUCUCUCUACUCUACGACAAAAAAAUAAAGUGCGUGCAGGAGGUAAUACGGGCAACAUUCCUUCUGCAACUUGCAACUAUGACAUUGCGUGACAAUUUGCACAAUUUUGUAUCACAUAAUAUCGAACCUUAAGUAAUCCAGAUUUCGUAGUAUUUUGAUUCUAGUUACAUUAUUGAACGCAGUUAUUAAUGAUGAUCGUUCAAUGUUGCCGUUUGGUAAAAACAAGUACGUAAAGAAAGAGAAAUAAUGUGCUCGCCGUGGGCUUCCUGUGCAUUACAUAAGUCGAGGAGGCUUAGGAAUAUAAGCGUCAUCAUUGAGAGCAAUCAUGCUAUAUUUCAUACGAAACUGCAGUAUCAAGAUAAAAACUGCCAAGAGUUAAAAUUUUAACAAAAUAUCGUUUUUUUCUCUACGUGAAAGAGCAAGCAAGAUGGUAGUUGGAUUUUUCUUUAAGAGGGUUAUUCCAACAGUGUUUUUAUAUUACGGAGCAGUUCAGAUGUAUUUAGUGUACCACUUGUACACUAGCGAAUCCAUGAUUCGUGCUCCAAGCUCCCCAGCCAUCGAACCAACAGAAUCUAGAAAGAAGCUUGUUGAAAACGUGUUAGCCAUUUACCAAUGUAGAGCUACUCCACAGUCCUUUGACACCUUCACUAAUGACGUUCAGUGUGAAGAUCACAGUGCUUAUCUUGAGGGGUUGGAUGCGCUCAAAAACGGUGCGUAUUUUGCAAGAAAUUACGCAAAAGCAGAGACCCUCAGUCUGAAAGAGCAUCACUUCCAGGAUCAAUUCAUCUUGGAGCUGAAGCAAAAGUACACGAUGGGUUAUUUAAAAAUGAAUUUUCCAUCGGUUUUGUACGCGGAACUUGAGGGGAAAGGUCGAGAUGAGAAAGUAAAAAAGUUUCGCGAUGAAUGGUACGGCAAGACCCUGAUAACACCCGAGAACACCCCCUUUGCCUUCACUGGGGUAUCUGCGCACUUCUUCAGACGAAUACAUGGACGAUUGUUCAACGUCUUUAAUUUUGCGCCUCCAAAAGAAUAAAGGUGUAAUUCGUCACAGGGCUGCAAAGGCCGGAACGAUCUCAAAACUUUGAUUAGUAAGCAAGGCUUGUCAACAAAGCCUACAUGUUUUCCAAUAACAGGCUACUUUUACUGGCAACCCUAAUCAAAAGAUUUAACUUAAGUAUUGCUGUUUUUUAAGAAUCAUACUUUGUCCCCAUUUUACCCUAACUUGAAGCAAGGGUGGUAUGCGCUGCUAAUGCGUCGCCUCAACAAUACGAUUCGGGUUCGAUCUCCGUGCAAUAAAGCUGCUUGUCUCUUGCUUCGAGGGUUUUUUGCGGGGCUCUUCGGUUUUCUGUCUCGUCACGCAACGCUCAGUGGGGAGGGAGCGUUGCGUGACGACGACAAGUACUGCUGCGGGGGUACUACAGGUUUUCCUUCCGCGAAAUUCAACUUUUAAAUUCGGCGUCGAGCGCCUCUGUCUCGGAAGACUGACCAAUCACUCCCUGCAUGUGAAUCAGAUAUUUUCUUGGAAUAGCAUAUGAUUGUUAUCUAGGUACCUUUCCUAUAAGAAGGGUCUCCGUGCAAGAAACACCUUGAUGGACUUCACCAAAAUUUAUGGUCACCACGACGAUUCCGCGCGUGCUAUUGAAAAAAAUUGUAAAUCCUGCAUCAAAAAAAAUAAAAACCAAGCUAAUUUGUUA